CCUCUCGCCUGUGCGCAGCGCUCUGGCUCGGCCGCUCCUUCCUUCCUUCCUUCCUUCCUCAUUUCCUCUCCCACAGCUGGCUCUCUCUCCUCCUCCUCGGAUGCUGCUGCUUCUCCUCCUCUCACACGCCGCCGCGCUGGACCACAGAUACAUCGGACGGAGGAGUGUGUGGAAAUGACUGACUACCUGUUUUGCAUGGUCUGAAUUUCGGGGGGAAUUCGCACGGUCGGAAAAGGAAAGGAGUGGAGAGAGGGAGGAAAGAAGAGGAGGCUCUCCAUCAGCCCAGAGGGAAUUUAUUUUACAGAGGUAUGCCAGUGCCUGAGGUGGCGUCUGACACUGCCAGCGCUGCCGCCAUGUUGAGCCCCGUCCUCAACGCCUCCAAUGGAGACGGAUCCGAGUCUGAAACCACCUCCGCCAUCCUCGCCUCCGUCAAGGAACAGGAGUUGCAGUUUGAACGUCUGACCAGGGAGCUGGAAGCCGAGCGGCAGAUUGUUGCCAGUCAGCUGGAGAGAUGCAAGCUUGGCUCUGAGACUGGAAGCAUGACUAGCAUCAGCUCAACAGAUGAGAAAUUUCGCUGGAACAACCAAGUUUGUGCACACGUAGAUGGACAGAAGGACAUAGAGGAGGAGCUGACGACAGGCUUGGAGCUGGUGGACUCCUGCAUCCGAUCGCUCCAGGAAUCAGGCAUCUUGGACUCCCAGGACACUAUAGGAGACAGACAAGGACUUCUGUCCCAAAGCGCUUUGCAGCUCAACCACCAGGAUGCCUAUGCAGCAGCUGGUUACCAUAGUAACCAAGGGCUGGCACUUGGGGAAUCGAUCAUGGGCCGCAGCGGGCAGGUUGGAGGAGCUGUUCACAGCUACAACCAGGUGACAUCCAGCCGUGCAGCCGCCCACCUGGUGGGAACCGACUCUCCCUCCCAGUCCCAGAGAGACUCAUAUGCCCAGCAGGCCCAUGGCAGCGCUUUCCACAUGCCCUCUGAGAUCGGACCUAUACCUUCUGGACCACCCAUGUAUUACUCCUGCGCCACUUUGCCUGCUCAGCGCGUGAGCUCCCCUCUGCAGGCGGUGGGAUCCCCUACCAAGCUGCAGCGCCUGGGAUCAGUCUCCUCUGACAUGCCCAGCUACGCCACGCUACAGAGGGUCUCCUCGCCCAAGCAGUCGCCCAGCCGACUCGCCAAGUCCUACAGCACAUCAUCGCCCAUCAACAUGGUAGCAUCGGGUGCCGCCGGCUCCUCCUCCCCCCUCCCCAUGACAGCCUCCCCGGGGGGAAACCACAGCUCGUCGCCCAUCCACCAGCUCAGCUCGGUGGUGGGCAGCUACGCCACCCUGUCGCCCACCAAGCGCAUGCUGCACCACAUCGGAGCAGACGGCUACAAGAUCUCCCACGAGCUGUACGCCAACGCAACCCUGCAAAGGCCUGGUAGCCUGGCAGGUAGAGGCUCCAGAGGUUCCUACAGCAGCCAGCUGUCCAGUCACCUGGGCUCCGAGCUGCGACCUCUGCAGUCUCCUGAACACCACAUCGACCCCAUCUACGAAGACAGAGUCUACACCAAGCCCAACCUUAGAGGACAAGCCCCGCCCUCCCCUGGUGUCGACCCAAUCCCCUUGCAGCGAACAGGAAGCCAGAGCGCCACGGGAACCUUUCAGAGAGGGAGCUUCGCCGCAGGAGGCGGGGUGGCCGACUACGCCAACCCGUACCGCACCCUGCAGUUCUGCCCUUCCACCGAGUCGCCUUACAGCAAGUCGGGCCCCGCCCUCCCCCCCGAGGCCUCCCUGGGCCGGUCUCCGUCGGUGGACAGUAUCCAGAAGGACCCAAGGUACGACCCCGAAUUCCUUGUGUGGAAUCAAAAUCAAGCCGAGCAAAGAAUGACAAAGGAGUUUGGCUGGAGGGAUCCAGAGCUGCCGGAGGUGAUCCAGAUGUUGCAGCAUCAGUUCCCAUCAGUCCAGUCCAACGCUGCUGCCUACCUCCAGCACCUCUGCUUUGGAGACAACAAGAUCAAAUCUGAGAUCCGGCGGCAGGGCGGCAUCCAGCUGCUGGUGGACUUGUUGGACCACCGGAUGACCGACGUGCACCGCAGCGCCUGCGGAGCCCUGAGGAACCUGGUGUACGGCAAAGCCAACGAUGACAACAAGAUCGCCCUGAAGAACUGCGGAGGCAUACCAGCUCUGGUGCGACUGCUCCGGAAGACCACCGACGUGGAGAUCCGAGAGCUGCUCACAGGUGUUUUGUGGAACCUGUCGUCAUGUGACGCCCUGAAGAUGCCCAUCAUCCAGGACGCCCUCGCCGUGCUGACCAACGCUGUGAUCAUCCCCCACUCGGGCUGGGACACCUCUCCGCAUACACAGGAGGACCGCAAGCUGCACCUACACUCCUCCCAGGUCCUCCGCAACGCCACAGGCUGCCUCCGGAAUGUGAGUUCUGCAGGUGAGGAGGCCCGGAGGAGGAUGAGGGAGUGUGAAGGCCUGACAGACGCUCUGCUCUACGUCAUCCAGACCGCUCUGGGGAGCAGCGAGAUUGACAGCAAGACCGUAGAGAACUGUGUGUGCAUCCUGAGGAACUUGUCGUACCGUCUGGCUGCAGAGACGUCUCACAGCCAGCAGGGGGGGUCGGAGGAGCUGGACGGUCUGUUGUGUGACACCGGCGGGAAGGACGCGGAGAGUUCCGGAUGCUGGGGGAAGAAGAAGAAGAAAAAGAAGGGACACGAUCAGUGGGACGGCGUCGGCCCAUUUCCAGACUUGGCGGAGCCCCCGAAAGGCAUCCAGAUGUUGUGGCACCCCACCAUCGUCAAGCCCUACCUCACACUGCUGUCUGAGUGCUCCAACCCAGACACCCUGGAGGGAGCAGCUGGGGCUCUGCAGAACCUAGCUGCUGGCAGCUGGAAGUGGUCGGUGUAUAUCCGGGCUGCAGUGCGUAAAGAGAAAGGCCUCCCCAUCCUGGUGGAGUUACUGAGGAUAGACAACGAUCGGGUUGUUUGUGCCGUGGCCACCGCGCUGAGAAACAUGGCUCUGGACAUCAGGAACAAGGAGCUCAUUGGUAAAUACGCCAUGAGGGACCUGGUGCACCGUUUGCCCGGAGGCAGCAACAACAACAACAGCAGCGGCGGGGGAGGAGGCGGAGGCGGGGGGAGCACCAACAGCAGCCUCCUGGCGGGGAAGACCAUGUCGGACGACACCAUCACGGCUAUCUGCUGCGCGCUGCACGAGGUCAUCACCAAGAACAUGGAGAACACCAAGGCCCUGAGGGACGCCGGUGGCAUCGAGAAGCUCAUCGGCAUCGCCCGCAGCAAAGGAGACAAAAUUCCCAGACAUAGUCCUAAAGUGGUGAAAGCAGCAUCUCAAGUCCUGAACAGCAUGUGGCAAUACAGAGACCUCCGUAGCCUCUACAAAAAGGACGGCUACUCCCAGUACCAUUUUGUCGGCUCUUCCUCCACGAUAGAGAGAGACAGACAGCGACCUUAUUCUUCCUCUCGCACUCCGUCCAUCUCCCCCGUACGGACCUCACCCAACAAUCGAUCAGCAAGCGCCCCUACUUCCCCCAGGGAGAUGAUGGCGUUGAAGGAGAGGAAGCAAGACUACGAGUCGACUGGAAAUGCCAGUUACCACGGCAACAAGGGCGAACACACAUCCCGGAAGGACGCCAUGAUGGGUCAAAUCUCUAGUGGGUCUUCCACGCUGCACAGAGGAGCGUACGUGUCGCCUACUGAUGACCUCAAGUAUAAUCAGAUCUCUUCUCAAGGCCUGCCUUCAGAGCCCUACCCUCCUUUCCAAAACCCUCCCCCGCCCGAAAGCGUCAACUACGAGGAUCAGGCCUUCUACGAGAACCAGGUCCACCCGGGAGGGCGCCCCCCGCAGGGUGACCUCAACAUGCACCUGCAGGGCCUCAAGUCCACCGGCAACUAUGUAGACUUCUACUCAGCCUCGCGGCCCUACAGCGAGCUCAACUAUGAGACCAGCCACUAUCCAGCCUCACCGGACUCCUGGGUCUGAGGGGAGAUGAGGGUGGAGGAUUAGGAAGAGGAGGAGGAGAGGAUGGAUGGAUGGUGAAGGGGGUAGUUUUAAAAAGAGGAGGAGAAGAUGAGAGGACAGUUUCCCUCCCUCCCCAUCCUCCCCUGUAGUUCCUGAGUAGCAUCAUAGAUAGCAGGACGACAGACGGGGGAGGAUGGAGUGCAGGAAAAAGAGACCUGAGGAGAAAAUCUAAGACAUUGCACUCCUGUGAGGGAGAGGGGACGGAAGAAGGAAGAAAAGCGAACGGAGGAGCGGCCAUGCAUGUGCAUGCACACCACCAACAAAACUGACGGACACGUUUUCUUUCUGUGUUUAGUUUGUGAUCAACUACUGCUAGAAGGUUCAGCAGACAGAAAGACCUCCUGCACCUGAAGGCCUCUGGAAUACAGAACGUAAAAGAGGGACGGACGCGACGAAAGAGAACACGAAAGGGGAAAAGAUGGGAAAAAAAAGGUGGGAUUAUAUAUAUGGAGACGAAGAAGGACAAUGAAAGAGAAGAAUGAAUCGGUGGACUCGGGAACGGAAGGUUUUUGGAUUGCGAAUGGAACGUGUGAGAGAUACCCAGGAGAAACCUGUAAAUAUGUGGUAUAUAGCUACAUGGCUUUUAGUAAUGUGAAGCACAAAGAAGCAGAGCUGUAGGACAUGUAGGACGUCUGUCACACAAAACCUUUGUUUCUCUCUCUAUGGCUUCGGCGUGAUGUAUCCUCCUCUGGGCAAAGAACGCUUCUGGACUUUGUCAUUUGUAACAGUUUUUUCUUUUUCUUUUUCGUUGUGUUUCUACUUUUUUAAUUCUCGAUUCUGGUUGUAUAGUAUUUGAUGUACACUGUACAUUUACGGAGAUGCAUUGUGUACUGUACAUUGCACUAUUUUCUGUGUCAUGUCAGGCCUUUUUCGCCAUUGGGUCAACCUCACUUCCUCACUAACUAUCCCCCCCUUAAACAAACACAAAAAUAUCUGCACUCAGACUUUCAGAAAUUCAUAUCACAGCUACGGACGGAUGUGAACGCGUUGCUAUUGUGAAACAUUGGGUAUGAAUUAGGUAUCGAAGCAUCAAUUCUGGUAGGUCACGGUGCUCCUUUAACUGCCCUACAGAUAGUUUUCACAGACUGACUCAAACAGAUGAGCAGCCUUUUCCGUGACUCAUUUUUUUUAGGCUAGCUUUGGUUUAUUUGGCGGCUAUCUUUCCACAUUAACACCUCAAAUCCCCCUUUUUGUGUUCCCAUGAGCCCCUCCUUUGAGUGAACUGUGCUCAUUGUGUAUAUAACCGUGCCAAACAAGGGUUACUUCCCCUCAGCUGAAGAAGGCAGGGUAGGGGCGUGUUAAAGGGUCCAAGUUCAGCUGAAGCUCUCAGCUGAACAUCCUUGCGGUUCUAAACGAUGCCAGUUUGUAAAUGCUUUGGUUUUUCUAAACUGUGUUUUACUGGGUUGAAACCUGUCUUAACUGCACCGGGACUGUGGGAGAAAACAUAAAAAAGAAAACUAUAAAAAAAAAAAAAGAAAAAAGAAAAUCACGGAAGGACUGUGACCGGGCGGAGCAACGCUUCCUCCAAAGUUGUACAAAAUUAGUUGAUUUCUGUGUUGUAAAAUAAUCAAUGUUUGAAGUACAAAAAAGAAAAAAAAACUUUUCUGAGAGAUGGGUGGCAACUUCAUGGUAGACAAAACUGUUAAUAGAGUACGGAUAUAUAUUAUAUAAAUAUAAAUAUAUACUUUUUAUGUGCAGAUGUGGAUGUCACUUAUAGCAGCAACAUUAUGGAAAAAGACUUGUAAAAGAAAAAAACAAAAAAAAACAGCUACAUGUAGGAAUUUUGUUCACAUUUUAUUUUCUGGUCAACACACUAAAUUGUCGACUUUGUGUAGUAAUGUUGUUGCUAUGUGGAGUAGAGUAGACCAGGGCCCAGGGAUCCACGUUGUCACGGAAGCAGUCCAAAAAAGGUGCUACGUCCAUGAGAAGUAUUUCUGUAUUUUAACUGUGCACAAAAUGUUCCCCUUUUGCAUUGAUAAGCUAUUGAUUAUCAGCCACAUAACGGAGAACAAUCACACGUUUAAUUCUUGUAUUUCCCAUGCAUGAAAACCCCCAGUUCUGAUUAAUUGGUCUCAUUAUGCUAAAUAGCAAAAAAAUUGCACCCCUGAAUGCAUGAGUAUUUGUUGUCGGUAAAUCUGAAAUGGUGAUUUAAAUUUUUUUUUGUUACGUGAGAAAGGCUAAAUUGUAAAACGUGACAACAGACCCUGGUUCUCCCUACCCACUGCUGUUUAGAAGUCCUAGAGGUCAUCUUCUGAUGCUUGAAAAACGACUCAUAAUGCAACUGUCCACCACGAAAAACACUGGAUGAAAAAACAGACGUACUGUAUUUGUUAGUGAGCAUCUGGAAACUGACAACGUUAUGUAUGUCCUUGUGAUCCUUAGGCAGAGAAAAACCUGACUAUAAGACCUGUAUGGAGAUAUAACGUCGGUGACCUUUUUGUUGCUAGACCAAACGUGUUUUAAAAAGAGAAUUGUGAAUCUUUCUAUUGCCUCAAACAGAUUGCAACUGCUCCAAAAAAUAUAAACGGACCAUCGAAGAACCUCUGA
Messenger RNA from Sebastes umbrosus (honeycomb rockfish), 6575 nucleotides. RefSeq names its product catenin (cadherin-associated protein), delta 2b (gene ctnnd2b). The record is from RefSeq and is a predicted model, not a curated record. The transcript is spliced from 25 exons. Gene Ontology annotation, molecular function: cadherin binding. Gene Ontology annotation, biological process: dendritic spine morphogenesis; cell-cell junction assembly; cell-cell adhesion. NCBI's taxonomy places the organism in Eukaryota, Metazoa, Chordata, Actinopteri, Perciformes, Sebastidae. Gene Ontology annotation, cellular component: plasma membrane; postsynaptic density; nucleus. Bases 309 to 3989 code for a protein of 1226 amino acids.